AUGUCUGUUCUCCCUGCCGAGGUGCAGGGAGCCUUGAGCCAACUCCUUCAAGCCCUCGCUUCUCCGGACAACAGCCUCCGCGCGCAAGCGGAGGACCAGUUGAACAAUGACUGGACUCCCAACCGGCCCGACAUGCUGUUGAUGGGCUUGGUGGAACAGUUGCAAGCGGCCCAAGAUCCAGCGACACGAUCCUUCGCGGCGGUGCUGUUUCGCAAGCAAGCCUCCAAAACGCGCAAAAGUCCUUCCACUGGCGAGUCCAAAGAACUUUUCCUCACACUAAGCACCGAGGCCAAACUCGCCAUCCGGUCGAAACUGUUGGAAUGCCUGGCUAGGGAACAGGUCAACCCAGUCAGGAAUAAGAUUGGAGAUGCGAUCGCCGAAAUCGGGAGACAAUAUGUCGAUGCUGGCGAAAUGUGGAUGGAACUGCUCGCAGCUUUGUUCCAAGCAAGCCAAUCCGACGACGCCGGACUGAGGGAAUGCGCCUUCCGAAUAUUCUCUACCACACCUGGCAUCAUUGAAAGACAGCAUGAGAGUGCGGUCCAGGAGGUCUUUGGGAAAGGCUUCAAAGACAGCAGUGUUGAAGUCCGACUGGCUUCCAUUGAGGCGUUCGCAUCUUUCUUUCACUCGGUCACCAAAAAGACACAACCGAAGUACUAUUCUCUGAUUCCCGAAAUCCUCAACAUCCUACCACCUCUCAAGGAAGCCGGAGAUACCGACAACCUCUCCAAGGCCUUUGUCUCGCUUAUUGAGCUGGCAGAGGCGGCGCCCAAAAUGUUCAAAAGCCUUUUCUCUACUCUUGUCAAAUUCAGCAUUUCUGUCAUUCAAGACAAGGAGCUGGGUGAUCAGACACGACAAAAUGCUCUGGAACUGAUGGCCACUUUUGCCGAAUGGGCGCCUGCCAUGUGCAAGAAAGAUGCUUCGUAUGUGAGCGACAUGGUCACGCAGUGUCUUAGUUUGAUGACAGAUAUCGGAGUGGAUGACGAUGAUGCGUCGGAGUGGAAUGCAAACGAGGACCUCGACAUGGAAGAAAGUGACAUGAACCACGUCGCAGGAGAGCAAUGCAUGGAUCGAUUAGCAAACAAGCUUGGGGGGGAAGUCAUGCUUCCGGCUACUUUUACCUGGUUGCCCAGAAUGAUGCACUCGGCGUCGUGGAGGGACAGACACGCUGCUCUCAUGGCCAUCUCCGCCAUCUCCGAAGGAUGUCGGGAUCUUAUGAUCGGCGAACUUGACAAGGUGCUGGAGUUGGUCGUCCCGUCCUUGAGAGACCCCCAUCCUCGGGUCAGAUUUGCUGGCUGUAACGCGCUUGGACAGAUGAGUACCGACUUCGCCGGACCGAUGCAAGAGAAAUACCAUCAGGUGGUCCUGACCAACAUCAUACCUGUGCUGGAAGCUCCGGAGCCUCGUGUGCAAGCUCACGCUGCGGCUGCACUGGUCAACUUUUGCGAGGAGGCGGAGAAAUCGGUAUUGGAACCAUACCUUGACCAACUCCUUGGGCAUCUGCUACAGCUCUUGCAGUCGCCAAAACGUUACGUCCAAGAACAAGCAUUGUCCACGAUUGCCACGAUUGCAGACUCUGCCGAAAGCGCUUUCGUUCGCUACUACGACACCCUGAUGCCUCUUCUCUUCGGAGUCCUACAGUCUGAACAAUCCAAAGAGUACCGAUUACUUCGGGCCAAGGCCAUGGAGUGCGCGACCCUCAUUGCUCUGGCCGUGGGUAAGGAAAAGAUGGGUCAGGAUGGCAUCACGCUUGUGCAGACUCUGGGCAACAUUCAGCAAAAUAUCACCGACGACGACGAUCCUCAGGCGCAAUAUCUGCUGCAUUGCUGGGGCCGCAUGUGUCGAGUUCUGGGGAGUGAUUUUGUUCCAUAUCUCCCAGGGGUCAUGCCACCUUUGCUGGAGCUCGCCUCAGCCAAAGCCGACAUUCAGUUGAUCGACAGUGAGGACGACAUCCUGGACCAGGAAGAUGGAUGGGAGUUGGUUCCUUUGAAAGGCAAAGUCAUUGGCAUCAAGACAUCGACGCUGGAGGACAAAAACACGGCGAUUGAGUUGAUCACCAUCUACGCGCAGAUUUUGGAGGCGGACUUUGCACCCUAUGUGGCUGACAUUGCAGAGCGUAUUGCCUUGCCUGGCCUCGCUUUCUUCUUCCAUGACCCUGUCAGAGUGGCAUCCGCGAAGUUGAUUCCUCAACUGCUCAAUUCGUACAAGAAACGAUAUGGGGAACAGUCCCCUCAACUCAUGGAACUAUGGGCCAAAUGCUGUGACAAGGAAAUUGAAAUCCUCAGCGCAGAACCGGCCGUCGACACCUUGGCCGAAAUGUACCAAUGCUUCUAUGAGAGUGUCGAAGUGGUUGGUAAGAACUGUCUGACGCAAGAACACAUGGAGCAGUUUAUUCAAUCGGUCAAGUCAACCUUAGAAGAGUUCCAGAAACGGGUCCAAGAGCGUGCGGAUGAGAGGGCCGAAUCUGCCCAGCAGGGCGCGGACGAGGACGACGACUCGUUGUCUGUGCAGUAUGCGAUCGAGGACGACCAGACACUGUUGUCCGACAUGAACAAGGCGUUUCACACGAUCUUCAAGAACAUGGGUGUGAAUUUCUUAGGUUCAUGGCAGAGGUUGAUGCCCUUCUACGACGCCUUCAUCACCAGCAGUGACCCGAUGCAGCGGCAAUGGGCGAUCUGCAUCAUGGACGAUGUACUGGAAUUCUGCGGCCCUCAAUCAUGGCAAUACAACGACCAUAUCAUCCAGCCGCUGAUCAACGGCAUGAGGGACGAGAACGCGGCCAACCGACAAGCCGCCGCGUACGGAGUGGGCAUCGCCGCACAGAAGGGUGGUGAGCAAUGGUCGAAUUUCGUGGCGGCCAGUCUGGAAAUGCUUUUCCAAAUCACCAGAGUCCCGAACGCUCGAGGGGAGGAUGAAGUCUUCGCGACCGAAAACGCAUGCGCCGCCAUCGCCAAAGUCCUCCACUACAAUUCCUCCAAAGUGCCCAACCCGCAGCAGAUCGUGGAGCAAUGGCUCGACACGCUCCCGGUCGUCAAUGACGAGGAAGCCGCCCCUUAUGCCUACUCUUUCGUCGCCCAGCUCAUUGACCAGCAAAACCCCGCCGUAUUCGCCAAAGCGCAACAAGUCUUCCAUCAUAUCGCGGUCGCGCUCGAGGCCGAGACGAUCCAAGGGCAGACGGCCAAAAAGGUCGCCGAGAGCGCGAAGCAGAUGGUCGCCCAGACCGGCAUCAACGCCGACCAGAUCUUGCAGUCCCUCUCGGUGGACGGACAGGCGACGGUGCGGAGUUAUUUCUCGUGA
Messenger RNA from Capronia coronata CBS 617.96, 3294 nucleotides. RefSeq lists its product as uncharacterized. The record is from RefSeq and is a predicted model, not a curated record. Bases 1 to 3294 code for a protein of 1097 amino acids. NCBI's taxonomy places the organism in Eukaryota, Fungi, Ascomycota, Eurotiomycetes, Chaetothyriales, Herpotrichiellaceae. Gene Ontology annotation, cellular component: cytoplasm; nucleus. Gene Ontology annotation, molecular function: nuclear import signal receptor activity; small GTPase binding. The transcript is spliced from 5 exons. Gene Ontology annotation, biological process: protein import into nucleus.